GAUUUCAUAUCAAUAAAUUUGGUUGAAUUUUUAUGGAAAGGAAGAGCAUUUGGUCUCACUUACAUGACACAGUUGUUUAUUGAUUGCUGCACAGAAUAUGAACUCAAAGGAGGUCAAAAUAGGCUGUGAAUAAACUUUUACAAACAUUCAAGUUGGAGAGGAUACCAAAGUCCAGAUGAAACAAAGCUGAGCCAUCUACUGGUUGGAGCCCUGCCCCACCCAUCUUCCCAUUAUAUAACAUUGAAGGCUGUGCUCACUACAGCACAGUUGGGCAGAAAGGAAGCCCUGCAAAAGGUAGCAUGCAAAGCAGGAGGGAGAGCACAUAGGAGUAAUUUGCUGACAGACAAGCAAAGAUGGAUCUGAUUUCAGCUUUCUCCCUGGAAACCUGGGUCCUCCUGGCAAUCAGUCUCAUGCUCCUCUACUGGUUUGGGACUCGUACACAUGGAGUUUUUAAGAAACAGGGAAUUCCUGGGCCCACACCUCUGGCCUUUUUAGGAACUGUACUGAAUUACUACAAGAAUUCAGUGACCUUCAAUGAUGUGCAUGUGAAAUUCAGCCAAGAAGAGUGGGCUUUGCUGGAACCCUCACAGAAACAACUCUACAAAGAUGUUAUGCUAGAGACCUGUAAAAACCUCACUGCAAUAGGCUACAAUUGGGAAGACCAUGCCCUUGAAGAACAUUUUCAAAGUUCUACAAGUAAUAAAAGGCAUGAAUACAGUCAUACUGGAGAGAAACCCUUUAAAUGCACUCUAUGUGGUAAAGCCUUCCCCUAUAUCACUGUUCUCAUACGGCAUAAAAGAACACACACAGGAGAGAAGUCUUACAAAUGUAAUCAAUGUGAUAAAGCCUUUGCAAAAAAAAGUCAUCUCAUGUGGCAUAAAAUAACACACACUGGAGAGAAACCUUAUGAAUGUAACCAGUGUGGUAAAGCCUUUGCAGAAAACAGUAAUCUCUUAAACCAUAAAAGAACACAUAUUGGAGAGAAACCUUAUGAAUGCAACCAGUGUGGUAAAGCCUUUGCAAAAAACAAUACUCUCAUAUGGCAUAAAAGAACACACACUGGAGAGAAACCUCAUGAAUGUAACCAGUGCGGUAAAGCCUUUGCACAAAACACUCUUGUCAUAAGACAUAAAAGAACACACCCUGGAGAGAAACCUUAUGAAUGUAACCAGUGCAGUAAAGCCUUUGCAAAAAAAAAAAAAAAAAAGUCAUCUCAUAAGCUAUAAAAGAACACAUACUAGACAGAAACCUUAUGAAUAUACUCAAUAUGAUAAAGCCUUUGCACAGCAGAGUAGUCUCUAAAAACAUGAAAAAACACACCGUGAAGAGAAGCCUGGUGAGGGUAAUUAGUGUGAUGAAGUUUUUGCAUGUAACAGUCAUCGGAAACCACACGAAUAUACCUAUGUGGCAAAGCCUUUGCACAUAACAUCUCCUAAUACAUAAAAGAACACAUACUGGAAAGAAGCUGUCUGACUGUAACCAAUAUAAAAAAUCUUUUGGACUUCAGAAUCAUCUUCACAUUCAUGAAAGAAAUCCUAAUGGACAGAAAGCCUGUGAGUGCUUUUAACAAGGUGAAACCAUUCCACAUUUGUAUAAUCUUCAUCAUCAUGAAAGGAUUCAUACUGGAGAAAAAACUUAUAAAUAUGUUCAAAUUGUGAGGCCUUGCACAAAUCUAGAGUCAUCAUCAUCAUAAAAGUAUCCUUACUGGAGAGGGAUUCUGUGACUAUGAGAAAUAUGGAAAGACCUUUGUGAUCUUUGGUCUACUGAGAUCCAACAGAACUGAAAAACUAGCUCAAUGGAAAUUACUUCCCUUUUCUGAAGGGGAAGGGGAAAGGGAAUAGGGGCAAUAGGAAUGGAGGGUAGUACUCGGGGAGAGGAGGGAGGGGAGAUUAUGAUUGGAAAGUAAAUUAAAUAAACUUAUUUUUAAAAAGAAUACAAUGAAUGGUAAAAUCAAUUACAUGCAAAAGUAUUAUAUAAUGUGUUUAGGGAAGACUUAUUGAUAAACCUGAUUCUCAACAUUUACUGUUUUCAAUUGCCUCACUUUAUACAAGAAACUUUUAGUCCAGUGGAUGAAUAUGUAGGGUAUGGUGAACUAACACCAGCCAGGAAGUUCUCUGAGAGUAUCACAACAGUGGUAACCUGUAGAAGUUUCUUUGUGUACAUAUACCUAUUGUUCCAGGGGUACUGAUAAACAUCACAACCCACACUAAAUUUUGAUAUAUGAGGGAGGAGGCUUUCUUUUCCAUGUAUGACAGUGCUUCUGGCCUAGAUGUGUAAUCAUGUCAAGGGUGAGUUUUCUCUGCCUGACUUCAUCUGGAGAGUGUCUUUAGACAUCAACACCACUCAUCAAAUUUGAUAGACGUCCUUUGACACAGAUCCCUGAUAACUCUCCCCUCCCUUCAAAUAUAGGAUAAUUUGGUUCUGUGUUCUUAUUAUUAUUCAUAUACUAGGAAUGUGCUGUUUAAUGCAAAUUGAGCAUCCUUGAAUUGCCUAGUAUUAAACAAUUAUCUACACCUAUA
This is a messenger RNA of Meriones unguiculatus (Mongolian gerbil), 2519 nucleotides long. RefSeq names its product zinc finger protein 120-like. Gene Ontology annotation, cellular component: transcription regulator complex; PcG protein complex. The record is from RefSeq and is a predicted model, not a curated record. Bases 354 to 1226 code for a protein of 290 amino acids. Gene Ontology annotation, biological process: regulation of transcription by RNA polymerase II. The transcript has 5 exons. NCBI's taxonomy places the organism in Eukaryota, Metazoa, Chordata, Mammalia, Rodentia, Muridae. Gene Ontology annotation, molecular function: RNA polymerase II cis-regulatory region sequence-specific DNA binding; DNA-binding transcription factor activity, RNA polymerase II-specific.